Molecule: messenger RNA, 1071 nt
Organism: Penicillium pulvis
Lineage: Eukaryota; Fungi; Ascomycota; Eurotiomycetes; Eurotiales; Aspergillaceae
Exons: 4
Coding region: 1-1071 (356 amino acids)
Biological process (GO): DNA-templated transcription
Molecular function (GO): DNA binding; zinc ion binding
Source: RefSeq, a predicted model, not a curated record
AUGGCAGAUGACAUUAUUUGGGACGGGGACUCAAAUUCCACAGAUUUCCUUUUAAUGGAUCCAAGCCUCACUGACCCCAAGGGCGUGCAAGCUUCUGCACCCACAAUGACCACGGCGCCGAUAGUGGCAUCCACUCCCGACUUCACAUUUGGCUGGAGCAUGGAUCCACCAGAGCUGCUUGUAGCACUUUCUGCGCCGCCAAAGAUCUCGCCCUUGGCUGAUGCGGGCUUUCUCACGCGGCUACCUAUCGAUGAUCCCAUCGCACAGCGAAACGCCACUCAUAUGAUUCAAAUACUACGCGCUUUUCCUCAAAUGAUGGUCCGAAGGACUGUUUUCCCACCUUUCAUUCAUCCCAACUGGCACCGUGCGGAUGGGUCUGAAAUACGGAAGACACUGCCUGAGCCGCUUGGUAACUGCAUGAGUAUCGCACAUAUGUUCGCCUCCAGAACACCUGAUACGAGAGCCUUUGUUUGGAACGCUAUUAGAACGGAGCAACGAAGACUGAUGGAUCAGUCUCAAACAUUCGGGCCGGAGGACUUGCUUGCCUCCAUACAAUGUUAUAUUAUUUAUAUAAUUAUGCGGAUAGUCGAUGACGCGGCAUAUCAUAGCGAGCAUGACCUCAAUAUGCUGCUCACCUUCGCAACUCUUUGUAGUCGCUUCCGCGGUAUUUGCCAAGGACCAUUUAGCCAUCCAGAGCAAACACACCCCAGUCGUGCCUGGCCCGACUGGGUAUUUGCCGAAUCUCGGCGCAGGGUCGCUUGCAUCUGGUUCAUCAUCGGACAGGUCAUAUCUACCAAAACGGGUAUCCCAUGCGACACAUCCGAAGAAUAUCAUUGUCUUCCUUUGCCGGGUGGCCGAUCUAUGUGGGAGUGCCGAACGAAUCAAGAGUGGGAAGCAGAGUACAGCGCAAUACAGACAACUCUCCCUGGGAGGCAGCUUACAUACUUCGGAGACUUGAUGGAGGCUCAAAAGGCGAGCAGUGACCGGAGCAUGGUUCACAAGAUGGAUUCCUGGAACGCAGAGGCUGAUACGGUUGGGUUCAUGCUUACGCUAGCUACAGCAAUGGUUUAG